This is a messenger RNA of Huiozyma naganishii CBS 8797, 966 nucleotides long. RefSeq names its product Ics2p (gene ICS2). The transcript has a single exon. Bases 1 to 966 code for a protein of 321 amino acids. The record is from RefSeq and is a predicted model, not a curated record. NCBI's taxonomy places the organism in Eukaryota, Fungi, Ascomycota, Saccharomycetes, Saccharomycetales, Saccharomycetaceae.
AUGCAGGCAAGUUCACAGGUUUUAAGUUUUGUAAACAACCCCAACGAGGAUGAACUGAGGCUACGGUCUCUUUGCUUCCCGGAAUCAUACGAUGCAAACAGUACUGCGCCAUCGGUGAAUUCGUACCUUCGGCGGAUUUACGGUGACAGCGUAUCUUCAUCCAACAAUAACAAUAGCAGAAGCGGGAACAAGAACAGAGAUAGAUCUUGUUCCAACAUGUUCAGCGACACCAUGUCCACUACGACCACAGAGUUUGAGGAGAGGAAAGUGCUUCUGGACAGGCUAAACGCGUACUCAUUUAAGAACGCGACAAAGGAUACUCUAAAAUCCGAGGACGUUCAGCAGAGUGGGAACACCACAUCUGAAGAAGACGAUUAUGCUGUCGAUGACGAGGAGGAAGACGACGACGACGAUGAGAAGGAUAUGUGUCCAAGAACUCCUUCACCAAUAAGUGACGAAGGCGAGGGCGACGGUAAAUACAGUCUUGGGAAAAGCCCUCGUGGGAGUAUGUUCAUCUCAUCGAUGUCCGCGUACAACAACCCUGCAAGCGCAAAGAGGAAACCUUCGCAGAGAAGAAGUAAGCCUAUUUCCUUGACGAAGGCGUUUGGCGGGUUGUACAUCAACAGUAACCCAACCGAGGGUAACAACAACAAUAACAAUAACGGCAGCAACAGCAACACUCCGUUGUCUGCUAGGUCGCCUUCUGCGUUGAAAUUUGAUAUGUACAUGGGCAAUGAGUUUGAUAAGGAUGAUGACGAGUCCGUGAUAAGCCCCAUGAGCUUCGGAAACAAUAUGUCGCCCUUGUUCACUAUGAACGGCACAAGUGACCAAAUCCAAAGAAACCAAUCUGGCCAGUUUGACAGCUUGAAGCAGUUCGUGGCAAUGAAUAAUUUGAAUACAAGAGGCAAGAGUUUCACACAUAGGCCAAGUGUAUCAAAGAUGUGCCGUGAUUCCAACUUGAACUGA